Molecule: messenger RNA, 2032 nt
Organism: Prorocentrum cordatum
Lineage: Eukaryota; Dinophyceae; Prorocentrales; Prorocentraceae
Source: the annotation of a GenBank genome assembly
GUCGUUCAGGACAUUAUCUGUUAGAGUAGUUACCGCUAGUCGUUUGUUGUGAUUUUGAUCGACGAGCCUCAUCCGUGUCUGAGGCGCUGGGACAGUCGUUAACGAUGCUUGUCUGUUCAUCACCACGGCUUUUCAGCGUCGGCCGACCAGCUCGGCCGCCAGGGUGUUCUCCUCGUCGAUUUCGGUCCCUCCUCGGCGAUCUGCUUGAGUUGGAUGGAGACAGCACUGCGUCGAGGGAGCCGCGGUAAGAACUCAAACAUCGGCCUACAGUUCCUCACGCAUCUGAUGGGCCGCAUCCUGAGCGCCCAGGGCUGCUCGCCGACCUCUCUCGACCUGAAAGGCUUCAAGGCUCUGCUGAAAGUCGUGGACACGACCUGCGCGGACUCGUUCGAUUUGUUCUACGGGCUGUUCAAGUACAACGCGAACGCCAUGGACACGAUGGCCAAGCUGAAGCUCGCCUUCAGCGACAUCGAGACCGACCUGCGGGGGCAGCUCAAGAUACAGUCGGCGGAGAUCGCGAACGCACAGCCCCUCGCGCUGCCAGCCCCCAGUAAAGAGGAGUCCCUGCGCAUUAGCUCGAUGGUGAAGCGCAUUUCGGAGUCGCAGACGGCCGCAGUGCAGGCCCUCAGCAAGAGGCUCAAGGACAGCGGCCGCCGUGUCAACUCCGCCCUCUGCAUCGGGGAGCCCGACUACCAGCCCCCCGACGUGGUGCUGGACGCCAUCGGGAAAGCCGGGGACGAGGGGCACACGCACUACACCGUCGUGCAGGGGGACUCGGAGCUCAGGAAGGGCAUCUGCGACUACCUGCGCGACAAGAAGGGCGCAGCCUACGACCCGGCACAGGUCUGCGUGUCCAACGGCGGCAAGCAGGCGAUCUACCAGGCCUUCAUGGCCGUGUGCGACCCGGGGGACAGGGUGCUGGUGCCGACGCCCUGCUGGGUGAGCUACCACGACAUCGCGCAGCUCUGCAAGGCGCAGCCCGUGUCCAUAACCACAACCGCCGAGGAGGGCUACCUGCUGACCGCCGCUCACCUGGAGCAGGCGCUCCAGGUGGACCCUGGCCGGUGCAAGGUGCUGGUCCUGUGCAACCCGUGCAACCCCACGGGGGCCGUGCUGCCGCGCGAGUCGUUGGAGGCCAUCGCCGAGGUCCUGCGGCGGCCCGAGUUCGCCCACAUCUACGUGCUGGCCGACGAGAUCUACGAGCAGCUGGUCUUCGACACGCCGCACGUGUGCUUCGCCUCGCUGGAGGGCAUGCAGGAGCGCACGCUCCUCGUGGGCGGCUUCUCCAAGGGCUUCGCGAUGACCGGGCUGCGGCUCGGCUACCUCGCCGCGCGGAAGGCCGUGGCGGCCGCGGCGACGAAGCUGCAGGGCCAGAUCACCUCCUGUGCCUCCAGCGUCUCGCAGCGCGCCGGCCUGGCGGCGCUGCGCAGCGACCAGGCGGAGUGGCUGCGGGAGCGCCUGCAGGAGCUCAGGGAGAAGCGCGACUACACGGUGAAGAGACUGCGCGAGAUACCCGGGGUCGCCUGCCCGUUGCCGGAGGGUGCCUUCUACGCCUUUGCGAACCUGUCCGGCGUGCUCUGGGAGCGGGGGCUGUCCGGGCAGGAUCGACUUCUGCGCCGCGCUGCUCGAGCGCCACGGCGUGGCGCUGGUGCCGGGCGAGGCCUUCCACGCGCCGAUGUCGGUGCGCCUCUCGUACGCGUGCUCGAUGGAGGACAGGACCUCCAGAGCGCCAUGGACGCCUUCGCCGACUGCGUCGCGGAGCUGCGCCCGGCACCCUGAGGGGGCGCCGUGCCGGGGGGCGCCCCGGGCGUCCCGCCCCUGCUGGCCCCUCCAGCACGGAAGACGGAGAGGGAGAGGGAGAGCGAGAGGGGGUGGAAGCCUCCACCCCCAUGGUCGCCCCGCCCGGCGGUGGAGCUGCGCGGGCGAGGAGGCCGCCGGGCCUCUCCGCGGCUGCUCCUGCCUCCGCCCCCGCCCCCCCCCCCCCCUCGGCGGAGCGCGGCGCGGCCGCUGCCCAGCCCGAGGGCGCCCAGGG